Molecule: messenger RNA, 597 nt
Organism: Penicillium canariense
Lineage: Eukaryota; Fungi; Ascomycota; Eurotiomycetes; Eurotiales; Aspergillaceae
Exons: 3
Coding region: 1-597 (198 amino acids)
Biological process (GO): peptidyl-glutamate ADP-deribosylation
Source: RefSeq, a predicted model, not a curated record
AUGCCUGGUGCAGAUACUAGCACAGUCAAUGAGAUCCCUGGUGAUCUAUUCGAUGCCCCUGAGGGUUCGGGAUUGAUCCAUGCAUGCAAUACUCAAGGUAAUUGGGGAGCAGGCAUAGCACGAGCUUUCAAACAGCGGUACCCUGCUGCGUUCCAGUACUAUCGCGACCAUUGCCUACAAUUUGUUCGCAGUAGAGCCACUCAUGAUAUUAUUGACCUCCAAGAUCCCAAUGAGAGUACCGUCUCCGUGCGCCUCCCCGUCGGCACGACUUUGAUCAUUCCACCCCAGCCAGCAGAUAUUCGCUCUGGCCAGAAGAAGCAAUGGGUUAUCUGCCUUUUCACCUCCCAGGGAUUUGGCCGCCGAGUUGAUUCGCCUGAUCUCAUCACAAACUGCACCUAUUCCGCGCUCAAAGACUUAAAAGACCAGAUUGCUCGCCUCCGCCAGCAAUUAUGGGUGCCUAUGCCCGAUGAAUUGUACUCUUGUCGAUUUAAUUCAGGCUUGUUUGCAGUUCCUUGGGAGCAAACUCGGCAGCUCGUAGAGGAUGUGGGCUUGCCCAUGACUGUCGUGUACCCGCCAGAAGAAUUUGAGGCUGAGUGA